This is a messenger RNA of Mya arenaria, 651 nucleotides long. Its product is annotated as interferon alpha-inducible protein 27-like protein 2A. The transcript has 4 exons. NCBI's taxonomy places the organism in Eukaryota, Metazoa, Mollusca, Bivalvia, Myida, Myidae. Bases 159 to 506 code for a protein of 115 amino acids. The record is from RefSeq and is a predicted model, not a curated record. Gene Ontology annotation, cellular component: membrane.
GGAAGUACAGUUUAUAUGCAUGAGCGAAAAUAGGUUGUUUAUGAAAGUUGUAUGCUAAUACACCGGAUUAAUAUAAUAUACGAACCGCUUUCACAGAAUUCGGACUGUUGUAGUGUUGAUCUUACCACAGAGUCUCGAUUUUUGGAAAUAAAGAUCAGAUGAAAAAAAACGCAUGGUCGGUCUAUAAAAAGGUCGCCCCGCCCUUAGCAGCCGCUGGAGCCGCGGUUGUCGCCGCCCCCCUCGUUCUGUCCGCAGCAGGAUUUGGCCCUGAGGGUAUCAAACGGGAAUCCUUUGCGGCGAAUAUAAUGUCCGCAACUGCACGGAGUAAUGGCAAAGGCGUCCCAGCUGGAAGUUUUUUCUCGGCAUGCCAGUCAGCAGGGGUGGUUGGAAUAAGCAAAAGUAUACUUGUGGGGAUCGGGUUGGUAGCUGGAAUAUUCACAGCUCUUGUACAGAAAGUAUUCAAUGAUGACACAGAUGAAGACGACGAAUCAGGAAAUGGGGCUUAAAACGGAAUUACGCAUACAAAUACUUUACUAAGCAUACUCUAGUGCAUUUUUGUUUUAUUUCAGUUAUUUAGUUCUAUAGUUUCGAGUGUCAUAUUAGCACUAUGUCCAAUUAAUCAAACAUAAAUUUAAAUAAAAUCUUCAUCUU